Molecule: messenger RNA, 2186 nt
Organism: Cottoperca gobio
Lineage: Eukaryota; Metazoa; Chordata; Actinopteri; Perciformes; Bovichtidae
Gene: sox13
Product: SRY-box transcription factor 13
Exons: 14
Coding region: 309-2186 (625 amino acids)
Biological process (GO): regulation of transcription by RNA polymerase II; cell fate commitment
Cellular component (GO): nucleus
Molecular function (GO): DNA-binding transcription factor activity, RNA polymerase II-specific; RNA polymerase II cis-regulatory region sequence-specific DNA binding
Source: RefSeq, a predicted model, not a curated record
AACCCAGAGCAGCAGAUAGAUAGAAAGUCACCAGGAGUGAGUGAGUGAGUGAGGGCAAGGCUGCGCUCUGUGUCUCCAAAACAUUUACGCACCCCGUCAUCUUACCAACAUCCACCACCGGCCGGCUCUCUCCACUCUGAAGGACCGGAGAAGAGAAGUACGCACACACACCGAGCAGUUUGAGUCCCAAACCACCGUGCGGUGAAUGCGGUGAGGAAUUAAAGCGGGAGAGGCAGAGGAGGAGGACUGAAGUUUUUUCCUUUUCUUUUUUUUCUUCUCGUGGAGAGCUCAGGGCGCACGGGGACUGAAUGGUUGAGCCCAGCCCUACAGCACUGCACCUCCACUCUGGCGGGGAUGUCAGCAUGGCGUGUGUUGGUGUCAAAGUAGAACAGGAGGAGUCCGGCGGAGGGGUCGGAGUCGGAGUCAUUACCAAUGCUGAACCUCCUAAGAGGUCUCCCUCGCGUGAUUGGUCAGGAAAUCAUCCACUGGAGGCCCGCCAAUUGACCCCACCACUGUCCCGCUCCCCUUCGGAGGGCUCUCCAGGUAAGGAGCUGCCUCACAGGCUGAGCCCCAUACGACUGAAGGACGCCAGGACACAUGGUAGACCAGAAGGACAAUCCAACUUCAAGGAAGUAAUGCCUACUUUUGAGAAGCUGCUGAAUGCUGACUGGAAGGAGAAACUUCUGGAUAAAAGCACAGUGGGGGCAGGACAACUGAAAGGUACCCCGGAAGCUCUGGCAGAGAAGGAGCUCCAGUUGUUGAUGAUGAUCAACCAGCUGAGCGGUCUGAGGGAGCAGCUACUGGGAGCCCACUCUGAGCAGAGGAACAUGGCCGCCCUGCUGCUGGAGAAACAGCAGCAGCAGAUGGAGCUGGCUCGACAACAGCAGGAACAGAUUGCCAAGCAACAGCAGCAGCUGAUCCAGCAGCAGCACAAGAUCAACCUGCUCCAGCAGCAGAUCCAGCAGGUGAACAUGCCCUACGUGAUGAUCCCGGCCUUCCACCCCAGCACCCAGUCCCUCCAGGUCACCGCUGACUCCCAGAUGACCUUGCCAUUGCAACCAAUCCCCUGCAAGCCAGCAGUGGACUACCAAAUGCAGCUGCUGCCGAACCCUCACCCCACCCCUGCCAAGAGGAGCAGUGGCUCCUUCCGACAGGAAGCCAGUCAGCCCUUGAAUCUGACCUCCAAGCCCAAGGGGCUGGAGCUGGGGAAAACACCCAGUCCGCAGAGCCUGGAGCUGGGAUCGCUGGUGCUGCACGGAGCCUACAGGCCCAGAGAUCUGCAGAGAGAAGUGUCCCGCAGCCCGCCGCGCUCUGCCCUCAGUUUUCUCGGAGACGGCGAUGUGGUCACCCAGGCCAUCCAUGAUGCCCAGCAGCUCCUCAGGGGCCACAGCACCGGAGGGCAGGAGAGGGAGAGAGAUGGUGGAGGAAAGAUGGAGUAUAAAAAUUCUCCCCGCAGCGAGAGAAUCUCUCACUCGGAGCGGGGCGAGGAGCACCUCAGCAGUGACUCUGAGGGUGCCCUGCCCAUCUCUGUCCCAGGCAGCUACGCUGAGACCCGGCCCCCUCCCUCCUCCGGCCACAUCAAGAGACCCAUGAAUGCCUUCAUGGUGUGGGCCAAGGACGAGCGCAGGAGGAUCCUGCAGGCCUUCCCCGACAUGCACAACUCCUCCAUCAGCAAGAUCCUGGGCUCCAGGUGGAAGGGCAUGUCCAACCAGGAGAAGCAGCCUUACUAUGAAGAACAGGCGAGGCUGAGCAGGCAGCAUCUGGAGCGCUACCCUGACUACAAGUACAAACCCCGGCCCAAACGGACUUGCAUCGUGGAGGGACGGAGGCUGAGGGUGGGCGAGUACAAGGCCAUGAUGAAGAACCGCCGCCAGGAGCAGAGAGCAACCUACACGCACAGUCAAACAGAACCACAGCAGAUCCACUACUCCCACAGUGAUGGCCAGUACCCGGGCGGCGCCGGCUCGGUCUCGGUAGCAAACAUGCCCUUUCACCCUGCUUUGCUGGAGCACUACCUGCCGCAGGUCCCCCCCACGCUGCGUCGAGCGGAGGGCCAGGCCACACCUACCUCCCUACCCAGAGAGAGAGAGAGGGAGCGAGAGAGGGAGCGCCCUCCGUACAGCGAGGGAGAAGAAAGCGACAGGGGAGAGAGGAGUGAGGGGGAACUGGUGCUCCUGACAGACUGA